This is a messenger RNA of Leptonychotes weddellii (Weddell seal), 2374 nucleotides long. Lineage: Eukaryota; Metazoa; Chordata; Mammalia; Carnivora; Phocidae. The record is from RefSeq and is a predicted model, not a curated record.
CUCCAGAAUCUGCUGAUCCUGACUGCCAUCAAGGCGGACCGCACACGGGUCAUGGAAUACAUCAGCCGCCUGGACAACUACGAUGCCCCAGACAUUGCAAACAUCGCCGUCAGCAGUGCGCUGUAUGAGGAGGCCUUCACCAUCUUCCGCAAGUUUGAUGUGAACGCCUCAGCAAUCCAGGUCCUGAUUGAGCACAUUGGAAACCUAGACCGAGCAUACGAGUUUGCGGAGAGAUGCAAUGAGCCUGCUGUGUGGAGUCAGCUGGCCUGCGCCCAGCUCCAGAAAGACUUGGUGAAAGAAGCCAUUGACUCCUACAUUAGAGCUGAUGACCCUUCCUCUUACCUGGAGGUCGUUCAGGCAGCCAGCAGGAGCAACAAUUGGGAGGAUCUGGUUAAAUUUCUACAGAUGGCCAGGAAAAAGGGCCAUGAAUCCUAUAUAGAUACUGAACUUAUUUUUGCCCUGGCUAAAACCAGCCGUCUGUCUGAGCUAGAAGAUUGUAUUAAUGGACCCAACAAUGCCCACAUCCAGCAGGUUGGAGACCGCUGUUACGAGGAGGGAAUGUAUGAGGCUGCCAAGCUGCUGUACAGCAGUGUUUCUAACUUUGCCCGCCUGGCUUCCACCCUGGUCCACCUCGGGGAAUACCAGGCAGCGGUGGACAGCAGCCGCAAGGCCAACAGCACCCGGACGUGGAAGGAGGUGUGCUUUGCAUGCGUGGAUGGGCAGGAGUUCCGCCUUGCACAGCUGUGUGGUCUUCACAUUGUCAUUCACGCAGAUGAGCUGGAGGAGCUGAUACGCUAUUACCAGGAUCGGGGCUACUUUGAGGAACUGAUCUCUCUGCUGGAGGGAGCCCUGGGCCUGGAGCGGGCCCACAUGGGCAUGUUCACAGAGCUGGCCAUCCUCUACUCCAAAUUCAAGCCUCAGAAGAUGCCAGAGCACCUGGAGCUCUUCUGGUCCCGAGUCAACAUCCCAAAGGUGCUGAGAGCUGCAGAGCAGGCGCACCUCUGGGCAGAGCUGGUGUUCCUCUAUGACAAGUAUGAAGAGUACGACAAUGCCGUCCUUACCAUGAUCAAUCACCCUACUGACGCCUGGAGGGAAGGGCAGUUCAAGGAUGUCAUUACCAAGGUUGCCAAUGUGGAGCUCUACUAUAAAGCCCUGCAGUUCUAUUUGGAUUACAAACCUCUGCUCAUCAACGACCUGUUGCUUGUGCUGGCGCCCCGGCUAGACCACACCCGGACUGUUGGCUUCUUUGCAAAGGCAGGCCAGUUGCCCCUAGUGAAGCCUUACCUGCGGUCAGUCCAGAGCCACAACAACAAGAGUGUGAAUGAGGCCCUCAACCACCUACUGACGGAAGAGGAGGAUUACCAGGGUUUGAGGGCAUCCAUCGAUGCCUACAACAACUUUGACAACAUCGCCCUGGCACAGCGGUUAGAGAAGCACCAGCUGAUUGAGUUCAGGCGUAUUGCGGCUUAUCUGUACAAGGGCAACAAGCGGUGGGCCCAGAGCGUGGAGCUCUGCAAGAAGGACCAUCUCUACAAGGACGCCAUGCAGCAUGCUGCAGAGUCCAGGGAUGCUGAGCUGGCUGAGAAGUUGCUGCAGUGGUUCCUGGAGGAAGGCAAGCAGGAGUGCUUCGCGGCCUCUCUCUUCACCUGCUACGACCUGCUUCCCCCGGAUGUAGUGCUGGAGCUGGCCUGGAGACACAACCUCGUGGACCUGGCCAUGCCCUACUUCAUCCAGGUGAUGAGGGAGUACCUUAGCAAAGUAGACAGACUGGACGCUUCGGAGAGCCUGCGCAAGCGAGAGGAGCAUGUGGUGGAGCCCGCCCCUCUCCUAUUUGGCCAGCAGCUGAUGCUGACAGCAGGCCCUGCUGCAGGCCCUGCCCCUGCCGGCUUCCCCUAUGGAUAUGCUGCUGCACCUGCCUUCGCCCAGCCUCCUGUGUAUGGCUUCAGCGUGUAGCGGGCGCUCAGUGGCAACACGCCUCUAUGGGGUUAACCUCAAGGAGUGUGUCAUCCCACAAGCACAGAGGACCCUGAUGGGAGGCGGGGACACCUGGACAUUGUUUAUGUUUGCUGAGGCCCAGUGGUGGCAGCCUCUAAGCCAUCUCCAAGCCUGGGGAGGCCAGGGUAGCCACUGACUGCCCAAGAAGACCAGCUCUGGUGGACUCUUGCCUCCAGGCCCUCUGGCUGGAGCCAGGCAUUCCUGGGGAGUUCUCCGCAGGAAUUCCCUGCCCUUGGUGGGAGGGGCACCAAGUUUUCGCUCAGCACUGAUGGAGCUGCCACCUCCAGGCCACUUUGCCAGACACAACUGAACGGACUUUCUAACCUGGCCCUGAGCCUCCUACCGAUCAUGAAUAUUAAAGUCGGUUUAUCAAGGCAAA